Messenger RNA from Penicillium diatomitis, 1590 nucleotides. Its product is annotated as cytochrome P450. NCBI's taxonomy places the organism in Eukaryota, Fungi, Ascomycota, Eurotiomycetes, Eurotiales, Aspergillaceae. Bases 1 to 1590 code for a protein of 529 amino acids. The transcript has 6 exons. The record is from RefSeq and is a predicted model, not a curated record. Gene Ontology annotation, molecular function: iron ion binding; monooxygenase activity; heme binding.
AUGUCUUUUGAUAUUCUCACCUGGGGAGCUGUUGCGACAGCAUUGUUGGUCUUUGUACAUUUGUCCUGGCGUGCUCCCGUGACUGACCCCAUUCUGUUGCUCAUGACUCUAUCGGCGGUCUUGUACAAGGUUGUGUACGAGCUGUAUUGGUCGCCGCUCGGCCGGUUCCCGGGACCGAAGCUUUGGGCGAUCACCCCCAUCCCGAGUCAAUUGUCUGUUGUUAAGGGAUACAAUCACCUGGAUGUCCUGGCGUUACAUGAGCAAUACGGUCCAGUGGUUCGUCUGGGUCCCCGUGAGCUCGCUUUCUUCACGGCCCGUGCCUUUCGAGAUGUUCACUUGUCUCGACCGGGCGGAUGUCUACCCAAAGAUCCAUCGACUUAUUCCCCCACGCCGAAUGGGGUCGACAACGUAGUAACGACUUUGAACCAGGUCGUUCAUGCACGUCAGCGAAGAUUACUGGCUCCUGCGUUCUCGGAGCGAGCUUUGAAAGAGCAAGAGGGUCUGAUCAUGGGCUACAUAGACACCUUGAUUGCGAAACUGCGAGCGCAGGUCCAACGAGGAUCAUCAGUGGUUGAUAUGAAAGAUUGGUUCAACUUCACUCUCUUCGACAUCACUGGCGACCUGAUGUUUGGCCAAUCAUUCGACUGUUUGAGAGACUCGCAGUUGCACUCAUGGAUCGGGUUGACGUUUGCGUCUGUUCAGUAUCUGUCCAUUAAUGCUGCAGCAAGACAAUUCCCGCUGGUCUCUAAGGCUCUUGACGCCAUGAUCCCGAAGCAUUUGAAGCAAAAGUCCGUGGAUCAUUUCAAUCUAGCAGCGCGUCGAGUGGAUCACCGUCUCGAGUCCAACACUGCCCGACCAGACUUUAUCUCUGCUUUCUUGCAAAACGGCCUCGGCACCACCAAUGAUCACGAUGGAAAGACAACUAAGACAAUGUCACGAGCGGAGCUCCACGCCAAUGCUUUUAUACUGAUCAUCGCUGGAAGUGAAACGACUGCAACCCUUCUUUCGGGCUGCGUCUUUUUACUUUGUUCUCAUUCCGAAGUCAUGCGCCGCCUCGUCGCCGAAGUUCGGUCGUCCUUUGUUUCUGCAGAUCAAAUUACGUUUGAAAGCACGGCCGGACUGCCUUACCUUGGGGCGGUCAUUGAGGAAUCCCUUCGGAUGUACCCUCCUGUGGCAAACACUGCCUACCGACGAGUUCCAGCGGGCGGCCUAGACAUCGACGGCGAAUUCGUGCCCGAAGGGGCGAGGGUCGGUUGUCACCAUUAUGCCUCAAACCGAUCAUCCGCCAAUUUUGCGCUUCCACAUGACUUUAUCCCGGAGCGGUGGCUAGGAACCGAUAGCCGUUUCGUCAACGACAAGAGGGAUGUACUUCAGCCCUUCAGUCUUGGGCCGAGAGGCUGUAUAGGAAGACCCCUGGCGUACUGCGAGAUGCGAUCAAUCUUAUGCAAACUGCUUUACAAUUUCGAUAUCUCCCUCUGCCCGGAGAGUAAGAACUGGAUCGACCAGCAGGCGUUCACUGUUUGGAAGAAGCCACGUCUGGCAGUGACACUGCGGGAUCGCUUCGAAGAUGGUAUGGGAGCAAGCGUUUGA